UUGCGCAGCGACCUCCGCACAGGUGGUCGCGCCGGUCCCCGCCACGAUGUUGACCAAAGUUCUCCUGAUCCUACUGGGCACGUUCAUAAUCCUUCCGUCGAGGAUUGAAGGACCUCAUGUUGAAUCAGAGAAGGGACCCUCUGCCAGUGAUGAUGAUGUCUACGGCCCCAAACCCCAGGCUCCUGAUAAGGAACUCCCCCCUGAAGAAAUAAAGCCCACUGCUAUUGAUACCCAUGACAGACUUGGCAAAAUGCCAACAGCCACUGAAAUCCUGGAUGGUAUCUUGAAUAACUAUGACUACAAACUGCGCCCUGGCAUUGGCGAGAGGCCCACUGUGGUCACUGUUGAGCUCUCUGUCAACACCCUUGGGCCUAUCUCUAUCCUGGACAUGGAAUACACCAUUGACAUCACCUUCUACCAGACUUGGUAUGAUGAACGCCUUCGUUUCAAUGGCAGCUUUGAAAGCUUUGUUCUGAAUGGCAACUUGGUGAGCCUGUUAUGGAUCCCAGACACCUUUUUUAGGAAUUCUAAGAGGACCCAAGAGCAUUCGAUCACCAUGCCCAACCAGAUGGUCCGCAUCCACAAGGAUGGCAAGGUGUUGUACACAAUCAGGAUGACCAUUGAUGCUGGAUGCUCACUCCACAUGCUCAAAUUUCCAAUGGAUUCUCACUCUUGCCCUCUGUCUUUCUCUAGCUUUUCCUAUCCUGAGAAUGAGAUCAUCUACAAGUGGGAAAAUUUCAAGCUUGUAAUCAAUGAGAGUAAUUCCUGGAAGCUCUUCCAGUUUGAUUUUAUAGGAGUGAGCAACACGACUGAAACUAUCACAACCGUAGCUGGCGAUUACGUAGUCAUGACGCUUUUCUUCAACGUGAGCAGGAGGUUUGGCUUUGUGGCCUUUCAAAACUAUGUUCCUUCUUCUGUGACCACGAUGAUCUCCUGGAUUUCCUUUUGGAUCAAGAAAGACUGUGCUCCGGCCAGGACUUCUUUAGGGAUCACUUCUGUACUCACCAUGACCACUUUGGGCACCUUUUCCCGGAAGAAUUUCCCACGUGUCUCCUAUAUCACAGCCUUGGAUUUCUAUAUUGCGAUCUGCUUCAUCUUCUGCUUCUGUGCUCUGAUGGAGUUUGCUGUGCUCAACUUCCUGACCUACAACCGGACAGCAUCCCGUGGUUCUCCGAAACUUCGUCAUCCUCGUGCCCAUGCACGUGACCCAACCCCUUCCCGUGUCCGUGUCAUCGAGCAUCCGGAAGCUUUUGUGUGCGACAUUGAGGACCCCGAGGAGGAGGAGGAAAGUGAGGAAGAGGAGAGUGAGGAAGAGGAGGGCCCAUCUUGCCCAGCCCGGCAGUCCGUCAGGCCAGGCAGCACCCCUCGCCCUGGUGGCUGUUGCAAGUGGUGCGAGAAGUACUGCUGCACGGUCCCCACUUGUGAGGGCAGCACCUGGCAGCAGGGCCGCCUCUUCAUCCAUGUCUACCGCCUUGAUAACUACUCGCGAGUGAUUUUCCCAGUCACCUUCUUUUUCUUCAAUGUGCUCUACUGGCUUGUUUGCCUUAACCUGUAGGCACCAGCUGGUACCCUGUGGGGCAGCCUCCCCAGUUCCCCAGGAGGUCCCACAGCCUUUGCCUAGGGAGUUGGGGGAAAAUAGCAGCAGCAGCAGCAGGAGCAAACUAGAGAGUGUCUUUCCUUCCCCCUUGCCCAAAUAGAAGCCUGCAGGGAAUUGGUCCUUGCUGGCCCUCUCCCCUACCUGGCCCAUUCACUGAAUCUCCUUAGCAGCCCAUUUCAAGUAAAAUGACACCCCUCUCUGUUCCUCAAGGGGCAUUUAUGAUGCUCAGGCUUCAAAAUGUAGGCUCUCAGUGACCAGCUCCCUAAGAUGGUGUCCAUGUAUGAGUGGAUUAGCUAUCUCCCAAAAGGGCUAACACCCACUGCCUUUUCCCAGAAAACCAGUACUGCCUUUGUGGUGCUCCAGGCCCAGCUCUGGCCUCAGCCUCAAAGUGCACAGACCAGCUACUUGCCUGUUCCUGACACCUCCUUAAGAUGCUGGGCAGCAGUGUUAACAGCAGGAGGGAAUCCCCAUCCUUAAGUCAGAUUAUUAUUUUCUUGAUUCUGUCUCCCUGCCCUCCCUUCCCCUGCAGAUAGACGGACACUGACAUUAUCCCUUUAGGAGGAGGGGAGUCAGCAAUUGAGGACAGUAUCCCUCCCUCUGCUGCUGUGACAUCUCCAUCUCCCUUCCCCGCUGGCCUUCAUUCCUCAUCUGCAGUACCAAUUCAAUACCUUGCAUCCAGUGGGUAUCUAUUUUCGUGUGUGAUGAUACUAUGACCCCCUGCUUUUUAUGCCACCUUCUUCCUCCUACUUGACCCUUGUGACUCUUUCUGUAACUUUCCCAGUGACUUUCCCAGCCCCGACCCAGGUGCUAGGCCAUGGUGACUUCCCGGAGCCAAGAAACUAAGGGAACUCUGCUUUGCAGUGGGCAUUACCCACAUUGAUUGGUGCCCAGCUAAGGCACAGCAUAGGAGUUCUGCCACUUCCUUGGCCCCUGGACCCAUGAACCAGUCCACUCCUAUCCCUGGGGCACUCUGACAAUCACAAUCAAUCAAUUGAAUUCCCUUAAAUUUGUAUAGCACUUUACCUUUUGCAAAAGCACUUUUGACAAAUUAUUUCUAUUUUGAGUCUCAUAGCCCUGUGAUAUAUUCAGGGCAGGAUUCUUAUCCCCAUUUUGCAGAUGAGAACCCUGACGCACAGAUUUCUAUGGGACUGUGGAUCUCACUGGAAACUACCCAGGAGCCCACUGUCACCUUCUAUACCACAUGACAGGGCUAGGCAGCUCUUUUCACCAUGAUUUGAUUCUAUAGCCUCUGCUGGCACCCCAGUGGCAGGGCCCAGAGUGGCAGCCUCUUUUCAGCAUUGGCCUGCUCAAUUCCUGGGCCUCAGGUGCUCAGACUGCCCCCUAAGAUCUAACCUCUCCUGGCUCUGGUAACCCAGUGAGGUGAAUUUGGACACGCCCCAAUGCUUGUAUAUGCUGAAUGAAAUCUGUGUCUGUAUUUUAUUGGGGGGUGGGUAGGAUGGGGAUCCAUCUGCUUUUUGUCACCAUCAAGUGAGAAG
Messenger RNA from Orcinus orca (killer whale), 3093 nucleotides. RefSeq names its product gamma-aminobutyric acid type A receptor subunit epsilon (gene GABRE). Gene Ontology annotation, molecular function: GABA-A receptor activity; benzodiazepine receptor activity; GABA-gated chloride ion channel activity. Gene Ontology annotation, biological process: synaptic transmission, GABAergic; monoatomic ion transmembrane transport; regulation of postsynaptic membrane potential. The record is from RefSeq and is a predicted model, not a curated record. Gene Ontology annotation, cellular component: GABA-A receptor complex; synapse; dendrite membrane. NCBI's taxonomy places the organism in Eukaryota, Metazoa, Chordata, Mammalia, Artiodactyla, Delphinidae. The coding region runs from base 47 to 1555 and encodes 502 amino acids. The transcript has 9 exons.